UCUCUCUCUCAAACACUUUACGGUCAAGACAAAACAGGGCAGUGAGCCGACGACAGACCGUUUGACACUUUGCAUUUCUCAGCAGACGUCGUACUCUUGUACAAACUUGCAAUAACUUACUAAACAAUGGCUGUAAUCCACUGUAGUCCAAAUCUACCCCCCUUUCCAAACCGGACACCAUGGAAGCACCUCUGGAUGUAAGAUUUCAUGGGAAUGCUGCCAUUCUCCAGAACUAAACUGGGAAUUUUUCUUUGUUGGAGAGACAGAUUGUAGGAUGACAACUCAGUAGCCGAGAUUCUAUCGUCAAGAUGAACCCUUCCUCUUUGGACUGGUCCAUUCAGAGCGCCCUGUCGUCUCUUUUCCCUCCGUUUGAGGCUACCGCUCCUACUGUUCUCAGCCAACUCUUUCGCACCAUUGAGGAACGUUACCAUGGAGAUGCACUGCAGUGCCUGCUGAACUUCCUUAUCCCAGCCAAACAUAUCCUAGAGAGCGUGCAGCAAGCUGCCUGUGCUGCAUACUCUGAUGUCCUAUUCCGGUGUGAGGGUUGGCCAUUGUGCCUGAGAGAUCGUGUGGUGAUCCAACUCGCCCCCAUCAACCCUUUACUGCUCCGACCUGGAGAUUUCUACUUGCAGGUGGAACCUUUUGGAGAACAGUCAGCCCGAAUCGUCCUCAAAAGUCUUCUUGUGCAGGAAGACCUUCUGGGGCAGGACAAUCUGGUACUGCAAGCAGGCUCCAGGGUGCUGGAGGGUCCUGCAAUUGAGGGGACGCCCAUCCCGGAAACAUCCUAUCCAUGCAUAUUCACUGAGUCUUGGCUAAGGGAAAUAAAUGAGGGACGUCAGGGAAAACCUCUAUGUCAGUGUGUGCUUUCCUCUGACCAGGGUGUUGUAAAGGUACCUUGGACUGAAGUUGCCAACCCGGAAUUCCUUGACAGGCCCAAAUCUAACAUCUGGCCUGAAACACAGACAAGCACAUUUGCAACUCUCCGUGUGAAAGAUCUUGAAACUGAGAUUCCCGAGAACGAGUCACAGUCACAGGUACCUGUAGACUUCUUACCGCUUGAGAUGGAAACUAAGAUCCUUCCAGCAAAAGAUGGGAUGGCGGUUUCUGUUCAGCCGGUGGAGGGUGGUAGCAGACUGGUGAAGGUUGAUCAAGGACAUCCAAUCAGCAGUUUUGCUGGAAAACCUGUUGGCUGGGUCUCUCCUAAUACCUGGGACAGCAGGCACAACCGAGAGCUGGAAGGAGAAUAUGUGGAUCUGUUGGAGUUUAACAAGGAGAAAGAGACUUUGGUCCUCAACAAAAUAGCAGUCGCUACAAAACCCUUGGGCUUCAAGCUAGUCAGGGCAGCUCAACCUGCCCCAAAAAGCAACGUUAACUUAUAUGAUGAGGACUGUAAUCCCUGCAUGCAAAACAAACAGCCAUCUGAGAUAAUGCAAAGUGAUCCAGAAUCCAAAUGCAGGUAUCGUCAAUCUUAUGUGGCAGCUCUCCGAAACCCAGUGAAUUUUGAGAGAUCAAGUAUGCUGCCUUCUCUAGAUGAAACAAGGAGAGAUGUAGAGGAGCUUGAGCCAAGCUGUGAGGGAUAUGGAGUUGGCCUUAGACUUAAACCUUCGAGUUGUAAAUUUGGCCAGACACCAAACCAAGCAGACAGAAACCCGAUGCAAUCCUUUGAGAACUCAGCCCAACAAAAGCAAAGCCCUAAGAUCUCAACCCAGUCAAGUCAGUGUGUACCUCAUGACUGUAUUUCAAGAGAGAAUGCAGAGUCUCUUGACCAACAUAUGACCCAACAGAUCCCAGCAAGACAACAACACAAGUCAUUCCUCACUGGGCAACAGGAUCUCCAUCAGACUGUACUAGGAACUAAGGCAUUACCAGACAAAAGACAUUACUGUCUGAACAACUCUUUUAGACAAGAUUCAUUUCAGAUGCGGAUUAGCAGCCAGAAGCACGCCAAAACACAACACUUACCCAAAAUGGGACUCAGGGCUUUACCUGACCACAGUGGUCACAGACAAGAUGCUAAUCUAUGUUUGCAGGGUUUCAAUCCAAUUCAGCAUUCACAAAACAAGCUAACACACGCCUCUGAACAAACACCUGCUCUAUUUCAGCCCCAGUGCAGUCAGAUCCUUUUCCAAAAUGAGAACAGGCAUUUGGACUACAAAGUCCUCUGUGAUGACAGACAUUGUGGAAGAGGCCUAGGUUCACCUGUACAGGUGAUCAAAGGUAAAAGCAGGUCUAAAUCCCGCUCAUCCUCUUCAGUCUCGGAAACAACCAGAGAGUGUCUGCAAUCACACAAGCCGACCAACAGAAGCCGCAGUGAUGUCUAUCCAGAGAUCAUCCCCAUGUUGCCUGCUAUCCAGGGAAUUAAACACACAGCUAAUUUGGUGUCCCCAAAAUUAAACAGACGACAAGAAGCAAGAAAGGAAGUCUCCUCAUCUGAACAAGCUGGAACACCAGUUGUUAAUGGAGUAGAGCUCCAGAAAUCACACGCUGAUCAGUCUGAGAAUAGAGUUCAGGAAACUCUCCUUUCCCAGGACCCCACAAUCAAGACCCUUCUCCAGCUAGGCAUCAUCUGUCUACCAGGCAAUCGUGACAGAGCUGGCCGAGCCGUGGUUGAGGUCUAUGGGGGAAGGAAAGGCUGGGCAUCCUCUCAACUCUCUCCUCUGGAGUUUUGUAGACUGCUGCUUUACCUGCACUCCAUUCCCAGGAUGGACGUCAGAGAGCUGGGACUUACUGUAGUGAUUGACAGCAGGAAGUGCCCUCUGCCCUCUGUGUUCUACAAAUCACUGCUCAUGGUUCAGGAGCAGGCCCUUCAUGCAGUGCAUACUAUAUUGAUGCUUGUUGAUAAAGACUCUAAUCCUCGCCCAGAAAAACAUCCUGGUCUACAGAUAGAUAUUGUGACAACACUAAAAGCUCUUCAUAAGACAAUUGAUGGACAGCAGUUGACCUCUGACCUUGGUGGAACCUUCCCUUACCGUCAUGAGGACUGGCUACAGUUUCAUCAGAAACUUUCCCUCUUUCAACUCGACCUUCAGGCAGCAUCUUCAUUACUUCAGACAGCAAUCAGGAGGCUUGAUGUUAAAAAAAUGGACACGGCAAAGGAUGUACAGUCCUGCAUCCAGGAGCAAAGGAGUUCCAUGAAGAUGGUGCUUGAGGACACACGACUGGUCGCCCUCCAAAGAGAGGGUGGGUCUAUUCUCGCUAGGAUGAGGAAGGAGGAGUCUCGAUUUGCUCAGUCUGAAGACUUCAGGGACUCUCUGGAGUCUGUGACGUGUCUGUAUAACCAGGUGGAAGAGGCUGUUCACACGCUAGUGAUGAAAUCCAACCAGUCACUGCGACAUCUAGAACAUGUUCUUCUGUUAAGAGAAACAGAAGACUCACUCAGCACAAUCCAAACAUGGUGUGAUGCAGAGGAACAGUCAUGGCAGAAGGACAAAGACAACACAGAGAAAACCCUGCUGAAAAUAGAGCAGAGACUACAAGACAUUCGAACUGUUCUUAUACAAGCAAAGGAGAAAAAAGAAAAAGGGAUGUUGUUGAUUAAGGAAGUAGAGAGAAAAAUCAAGGGAAUGCAUUAUCCUGAAAUAGAUGUUUUUCGUUGUAACACCACCACUUUCAAAACCAACUUGACUGGGUUUCUCUUGAAAGCCGAGGAACGUAAAUCUGAGCUGGAGGCGUCUAUGGAUCUGUAUCGUUUCUGUGAAGAGGCCUCAUCUCUUGUUAAAGAGUGCAUGGAGUAUUUAGAUCACAUAAAGAACAAAAACUCUCCCACAUGUGCCUGCUUGAGUACAUUGAAGGCUUUUGAGGAGCGUUUCAAAGACUUCUCUCCCCAACACUUCCAGGACAAGAGUAAUGCGCUGCUAGAGAGGCACCCGGAUGGGAUAUGGAUGUGGAAUGCGGUCUGGGCUCAAUGCCGAGACAUCAGACAGAGGCUCACGGAGAUACUGCAUGCCUCUUAUAGAAAUCAAAAGCCUCUGGGAACGCCACAAAAGGAAAGUGCAGCGUCGAGGCAAGAUGAGGCCCACUUGAAAGGUCCGACCCAGAGGGUAAUUAGCACUAGCCUUGGAGAAAAUGAAAGCGACCCCCAAACAAACCCUGUUGGCAGUCAUAUGAAGACUCGAAAUAGUCAUGAUAAUGAGACAGUUAUGCAUUUCCAGCCUCUGAGGAGAGACACAUCAUCAGUGGGCCCACAUUGUGAUCUGAUAAUGACUGGAAACACGGACAAAGAAUCUGCACUGAUUGAACUGCCUGGUCAAUCAGUUCAGCUAAAAGAGGAAGGAAGAAGUCAGCAUUUCCACCAAAGUGACAACAAUGUUUCCACAUUACACUAUGGCCUGAUGAAAAAAUUAAGGAAGUAUCCUCUGAUAUACUCUCACAGCGACAGUGAUCUCAGAAAGUCAGGCCAGGUCAACAAGCAUGACUGCUUUCCACCUUAUAAAGCCCUGGUCCGCUCGCAUAGCGAAGGCUCUGGUUUACGAUCCACUAGUUAUAAUGUUUCUAUGAGCAAAACCAAUGCUGCAAUCAAGGGCAAAGUCCAUGUGCACAAGCAGACAUCUGCAGCUUCCUGUCCAGAGAGUUUCUUGGUCAUUGACUCAGACAGAGGAUCAUGGGAUGAACAGAGCUCUAGACUGUCUCACCAUGACAGCUUCUGUUCUAGCGCUUCUGGACUGAGCCAAAGUGACAUAAAUGAGAAGUUCAGCAGUGACACCAAAUCUGAUGACAGCACCUUGAUUUCACCAGCAACACGCUCAGAUAAUUCAGUCCAAACGCAGGACGCGUCCAUCUGCAGGCCUGUCUAUAUGCUGGAUAACAGCAGUACUGUACUUAAACUCCAGCGCAUCAUGGAGGAGCUGCUUCAAACGGAGAGAGAGUAUGUGAGAGCGUUGGGGUACGUCGUGGAACACUACAUCCCGCAGCUGGAGCGUCCCGACGUGCCUCAGGACCUGCGGGGACAGAGAGGAAGCAUCUUUGGAAACCUGGAGAAGCUGCGAGACUUCCACCAGCAUCACUUUCUUCAAGAGCUGGAGCUGUGUCUGAAGGAACCCUUCUGUGUCGGACGAUGCUUCUUAAAACACAAAGAAAACUUCGGCCUGUACGCAUUAUACAGCAAGAACAAGCCACGCUCUGAGAGGCUGCUCAUUGAUCAUGGGAAGGAGUUUUUUAAGCAGAAACAGCAGCUGUUGGGUGAUAAGAUGGAUCUGUCCUCAUAUCUGCUGAAGCCGGUGCAACGCAUCAGUAAAUACAGCCUGCUGCUGCAGGACAUGCUGCAGGAGUGUGAGUCCGGAGCGCACGUGGCCCGAGAGCGGUUGGAGAUACAGACCGCGCUGGAAAUCAUACAGUUUCAGCUUCGCCAUGGCAACAAUCUGCUCGCCAUGGACGACAUUCAGGACUGUGAUGUGAAUCUGAAGGAACAGGGCCAGCUGAUUCGUCAGGAUGAGUUCUUGUUGACUUUCAGAAAGAAGAAAUGCUACCGUCACAUUUUUCUUUUCCAAGAUCUCAUACUCUUCAGCAAGACACGAAGAACUGAUGUUGGGAAUGACAAAUACAUCUACAAACAAUCCUUCAAGACUUCAGACGUUGGUAUGACCCAUAACUCUGGUGACAGUGGGCUGUGUUUUGAGAUCUGGUUUCGAAGAAGGAAGUCACAGGACACGUACGUACUUCAGGCACAGAGUCGAGAAGUGAAGGAAAACUGGACCAGAGACCUGGAGAGGAUUCUGUGGGAACAAGCUGUUUACAAUAGAGAGAUCCGUAAUGCCGAGAGGGUGUUCAUGGGAAUCGGACAUAAACCCUUCAUGGAUAUCCAGCCCAGUGAGAUGGCCAUCAACGACCGAGCCAUCAACUGUGCUCUGACAGGACGAGGUGGCGUCCCUGUGCUCCGACUGAAUUCUGUUGGCUCGGCCAGCUGUACGUCAUCCUCUGAAAGCCAUUCGUCUCCCUCCUCUGGGUGGGGAUCCCCGUCUCCCGUGGGCCAUCUGAUCGGUCCUAACAGUGGAGAUGUUGUCCAGUACGUACAUGGGACUUCAGGCAUCCUGGAGGAAGAUGAUUUAGACCAUGAGAGUGGAAACCAGAGUGCACUUGUGGAGAGUUCAGAGUCCUCAGGAGAAAGUGUGAGCUGCUUCAGCAGUUCUGGCCACAGCUGCCCAUCUGUGAUUGGUGGAGACUGUGAACACACCAUAUCCCAGGUGCCCACCAUUGGCCUGAAAAAACAGGAAUGCAACAUUAAAACCACUAAUCUACCAGGCCAAACCAGGGACCAGCCAUGCUCUGAAGUUGAAGGGACAAGCAUCAUAGGAAAGUCAACUGAAGUAUAGCCCAUCAUGUAUGUUUAUACUAUAAUCAUGCAUUAUACGUUAUCAUGCAUUAUACCUAUGGAACACUAUCAAUCCUGUGAAACUCUAAAAUAAAGUUUAUUUUUAUUUAUUUAUUUCAGUGCGACUGAGUAACAUUGGUUCAUUCAACUAAUUCUUAAUGGUUAAACCUGCAAAUCUUUGUUUUAUGCUUUGUUUUUUUGUUUCUAAUUAGCUUUGUUGUAGAGGCAAUAAAACACAAACAGAUGUGUAAUCUUUAAAGAAAAGUGCUUUGAUAAAAUAAAUGUCUGGUGGUUCUCAA
Megalobrama amblycephala (Wuchang bream) is the source of this 6606-nucleotide messenger RNA. It is a transcript of the gene quob, whose product is annotated as quattro. Bases 309 to 6308 code for a protein of 1999 amino acids. Gene Ontology annotation, molecular function: guanyl-nucleotide exchange factor activity. The record is from RefSeq and is a predicted model, not a curated record. The transcript is spliced from 23 exons. NCBI's taxonomy places the organism in Eukaryota, Metazoa, Chordata, Actinopteri, Cypriniformes, Xenocyprididae.